GUGAUUGACGAGAAGUGGUUUAAGAGACCAGAAGUUAGAAUUUUUGGUGCUGUUGUUUUGGGCUUGGGUUUUAUGCUUUGUUGUUGUUUGCCAAGGAAGCCUCGUUUUUAAAUGGAUUGGGAGGCGUGAAGAAUACUGCCCUAGGUACAAAGGGAAGGCGGCAGGUAGCAGUGGACGAAUUAAAGAGCUUCAUGAGCUUGCGAAUCCCCACUGCCCUAAACUGGAGGGGAUCGUCGUACGUAGAGACAGCCAUGGGCGUUUCUGCAUAAUGGAUCCUCAAAACAGCCCUGGAUGGUGGCCUGUGCUUGCCUUAGAGCAAGGGAAACAGCUCUGAUUCAAAGGAACUAGAAGCAUCUCCCUUAGUGGUAGGGAGAGAGCCAGGAGCUGUUUUCUGGGGAACUGUGGGAUGUGCCCUUGGGGGCCCAAGAAAACAGAAGGAAGAUGCUCCAGACCAGUAACUACAGCCUGGUGCUCUCUCUGCAGUUCCUGCUGCUGUCCUAUGACCUCUUUGUCAAUUCCUUCUCAGAACUGCUCCGAAAGGCUCCUGUCAUCCAGCUUGUGCUCUUCAUGUGCGUGCACAUCCAGGAUAUUGCAGUCCUCUUCAACAUCAUCAUCAUUUUCCUCAUGUUAUUCAACACCUUCGUCUUCCAGGCUGGCCUGGUCAACCUCCUAUUCCAUAAGUUCAAAGGGACCAUCAUCCUGACAGCUGUGUACUUUGCCCUCAGCAUCUCCCUUCAUGUCUGGGUCAUGAACUUACGCUGGAAAAACUCCAACAGCUUCAUAUGGACAGAUGGACUUCAAACGCUGUUUGUAUUCCAGAGACUAGAAGCUACGUUUUCUGCUCUGCGGGGAGAGUUGGCCCUAUGCAUGGGGAAGCAGCUGGACUUUCCAAGGAAGGUUCAGACCAGCUGUGUUCAGCAUUCAAGAAGGAAGAUCUUCCCUCUUGCAAAUCAGAGUGUCCCCAUCGGUCUCAAGUGCGGCAUCCCUUCCUUGCCUCCUACCUCCGUUCCACCCCCUUUCCUUCCUUUCCUCUGUACCAUUCAUUCUCCCUGACCCGCCUUUCUUGCUGAGGGUUCUGUGGCUCUUACCCUUGUGAAGCUCUUCCUUUAGCCUGGGACAGAAGGACCUCCCAGCCCCAAAGGAUCUCCCAGUGACCAAAGGAUGCGAAGAGUGAUAGUUACAUGCUCCUGACCAAUCACACCACAGACAUUUAGAUUUUUAUACCCAAGGCACUUUUAAAAAAUGUUUUAUAGAGAAUAAAUUGAAUUCUUGUUCCAUAAAUGGUGGAGUCUGUCUGUCUAGCUAGAUCUCUUCAUGGUUAAGAGGUGUGCCAAGGUCCAGCUUAGCAUCUACUUGACCCAGAGGGAAGAUUGAGCCACAGAUGAAAUACAGAUCUUUGUUGAGUUCCACUAUGAGUACAAAGUAUUUUAGUGGAAAUUCAAGAUGGAAUCUGAUGCUGCAUCCCCCACUCCUGGAGUUCCAGAUUUCUGUGCUCUGUUCCAACUGUCCUUAUCAGAAACCUUAACUGCCCUCAGAAGAAUAAAAAUAUUCCUUAGCCAGUUUUGGCAAAAGCAACUUUUAA
Molecule: messenger RNA, 1582 nt
Organism: Piliocolobus tephrosceles (Ugandan red Colobus)
Lineage: Eukaryota; Metazoa; Chordata; Mammalia; Primates; Cercopithecidae
Gene: TMEM138
Product: transmembrane protein 138
Exons: 5
Coding region: 442-1053 (203 amino acids)
Cellular component (GO): cilium
Source: RefSeq, a predicted model, not a curated record